AUUCUACUCUGUGGUGCAGGGACAAACAAACGUCAAAAACUGAAAUCUGACCAAAAUAUUUUUGGAUUUUUGGGAGAAUAUUUCAUAAUUUAUAAUUCUGAGUUUUUAAUUACUAUCCAGUUACAGCUAAGUUAGAUCAAAAAUGUUUCUUACCAAUAUUUUACUGAAGAAAGCUAAAAGCAAAAUGGUGAUGGUUCUAAUGGAAAGUGCAGUAUCUGGCCACAAAUUCACAGCAAUCAGAGAACGACUGGUCGACAAACUAGAAGUUAUACGGUUUGACCCUUACAUUCGCGCUCAGAGUGUGUACAGGGAGAGAAAGAAGAUUAGAAGUAUAAAGUCGUCGUAAGUUUCACCAAAUAUUUAUUUAAGAGUAGACAGUAGAUUAAAAAUAAAUAUGCAACACUAAUAGUAUAAUGUUAUAAUUUAGUUAUUGUACUUUAAACAAUAAACAAAUCUUUGGAUACACCACA
This is a messenger RNA of Plutella xylostella (diamondback moth), 470 nucleotides long. The record is from RefSeq and is a predicted model, not a curated record. Lineage: Eukaryota; Metazoa; Arthropoda; Insecta; Lepidoptera; Plutellidae.